Molecule: messenger RNA, 1938 nt
Organism: Rosa rugosa (rugosa rose)
Lineage: Eukaryota; Viridiplantae; Streptophyta; Magnoliopsida; Rosales; Rosaceae
Product: prunin 1 Pru du 6-like
Exons: 4
Coding region: 26-1759 (577 amino acids)
Molecular function (GO): nutrient reservoir activity
Source: RefSeq, a predicted model, not a curated record
UGCCACCUUGUUCUUGGCACUUUGUAUGUCCUCUGAAGCCAAUAGCCACCUGCCCAGGUAUAAAAAUGAGGUGUAUGAAUUUGAAAUAGUGAUAACAUGCAAAGAGAAGAAUGGCAUGAGAUCCCUUACACGUCAUGUGUACUUUUCUCCUCCUCACGUCCUCCUCUCUCCUAUAAAUUUAAAUACCGACGCCCUCUACUCGCCACUUCACCACAACCCAAAGCUAGCUAGCUAUCUACCACUGAUCAAUACUAUGGCAAAGCAUUUAGCUCUCGCCUUUUCUCUUUGCUUGCUUGUUCUCUUCCACGGCUGCUUAGCCAGUCGCCAACAAUCCAGCCAGCAAAAUGAGUGCCAGCUGAACCAGAUUCAAGCCCGCGAGCCUGACAACCGUAUUGAGACUGAAGCAGGUCGGAUUGAGUCAUGGGACUACAACCAGGAUGACUUGCAGUGCGCUGGUGUCGCUGUUCAAAGAAUCACCAUUGAGCGUAAUGGCCUUCACUUGCCUUCUUACACUAACACUCCAAGGCUUGCGUACGUUGUACAAGGUAGGGGUCAUCUAGGGAUGGUAUUUCCUGGCUGUCCUGAGACAUUUGAGGAGUCUGAGCAAUCUGAUGAAGAACAACAGGAUCAGCAACAACAACGGCAAGGCCAACAAGGACAACAAGGACAAUUCGGACAGCAAGGCCAACAAGGACAACAAGACUUUGAACAGCUAGACCGACACCAGAGGGUGCGACGCGUCAAAGAAGGUGAUGUUAUCGCAAUCCCCGCCGGAGUCACAACCUGGUCUCACAACGAUGGUGACAGAUCUCUUGUUUUUGUUACUCUUUUAGACAUCGGCAAUAACCACAAUCAGCUUGACCAAAACCCAAGGCGAUUUUAUCUUGCUGGUAACCCACAAGAUGAGUUCAACCAACAAGGCCAAAGACAACAAGGACAACAAGGAAGGAGCAGGCAGCAACGGCAGGGAAACAACAACAACAACAUCUUUGCCGGCUUCGAGACACAGCUCCUCGCCGACGCUCUCAACAUCGACCAACAGACUGCCCAGCAGCUCCAGGGACAGAACGACAACAGGCCACAGAUUGUUAGGGUUCAGGGACGUCUCGACUUUGUCGAGCCACCACGGUCACAGAGGGAGGAAAGACAACUGCAAGGACAACAAGGACAACAGGGACAGAAUGGCCUUGAGGAGCUAUUCUGCCACAUGAAGAUCAAGCAGAACAUCGGCAAGCCUUCAAUGGCUGACGUCUUCAGCCCGCAAGCCGGUCGCAUCAGCACCCUCAACAGCUUUAGCAUGCCUAUUCUCAGGCACCUCCGCCUCAGUGCUGAGAGAGGCUUCUUGUACAACAAUGCUAUCCACAGCCCACACUGGAACUUGAAUGCCCAUGAGAUCGUCUAUGUCAUCAGAGGUAGCGCCAGGGUUCAGGUGGUGAACGACAACGGCGAGACCAUCUUGGACGACCAGGUCCGCCAGGGACAGCUCUUCGUCGUGCCACAGAACCACGCCGUGUUGCAGAAGGCCAUGAGCAACGGAUACGAGUACAUUGCCUUCAAGACCGAUGACAAUGCCAUGAUCAACACUCUGGCUGGCAGGACCUCCGUCUUGCGGGCACUCCCCGACGUGGUCCUCGCCAACGCCUACCAGAUGGACCGUGAGCAGGCAAGGAACCUCAAAUACAACAGGCAGGAGACCCUUGCCUUGAGCUCCUCAAGGUCUUCCCAGUCACAGGUACUGGUGGGAGUAAAUGAGAUGUAAAAAGAUGUGUUGCGGCAUGUAGUGUUAAAGUGGUACUUGCUAGCUAAGCGGUAGAGAAUGAAUAAAAGUAAGCCUUUUAUGUAUGGCUCUCGUGUACUACUAGAGAUCUAAUGCACUCAGUUAAUAAGUAGUAACCGUACUUGUAAUCUUUUACUCUUUUCUAAUGAAAUUUCUUUCUU